Kuraishia capsulata CBS 1993 is the source of this 1158-nucleotide messenger RNA. RefSeq lists its product as uncharacterized. Gene Ontology annotation, cellular component: nuclear pore; cytoplasm. NCBI's taxonomy places the organism in Eukaryota, Fungi, Ascomycota, Pichiomycetes, Pichiales, Pichiaceae. The transcript has a single exon. Gene Ontology annotation, molecular function: GTPase activator activity. The coding region runs from base 1 to 1158 and encodes 385 amino acids. The record is from RefSeq and is a predicted model, not a curated record. Gene Ontology annotation, biological process: protein import into nucleus.
AUGGCAGAAGAUUCCAGGGAAGACAAAAUCGUCUCGGAGAAGGAGGAAAUCGAAACAAUCGUUGCUUCCGAAAACCCCGUUGAGGCUGGUGAUGUCGAAGAGGCAGGAACAACAGAGCCAGAACAAGACAAGACAGAAGAAGCCCCUGGGGAAAUAAUACAGACCGAGUCCAAGGUCGAAUCCAGUGCUGAGAAGAAUGGAGGUGAUGAAUUGGUAUUUACAAAUCGCAAGCGGGCUAGGGAGGAAAGCGAUGAAGAGGAGGAGGCUGACUCGGAUUCAUCGCCCGAGGAAACUACCAAAAAGCAAAAGAUAGAGGCUGAAUCCGCUGAAACAGAGAAAGAGGCGGUAAUUGAAGAGAAAGAGUCCACGAAUAAGGUUAUUGAAAAGUUUGCUAAAGAAGAGACUGUUGAGGCAACAGCCAUUGACGAGAAGUCAACAAAGCCUGAAAAACCAGCAGAACCAGAAAAGCCUAAGUUCGUGUUUGGGUCCAGAUCAACAUUCGGUGCCAGGCCCCAGUUCACAUUGUUCCAGAAUAAACCAGAGGAGAAAGACAAAGCGGAUGUUCCUGCUGAGACGAAAGUAGCACCCUCUACAUUCAGUGGUACAGCUUCCGUGUUUGGGUCUAAGUCCGUGUUCGGAAACGCGUUCCAAGCUGCUAUUAACAAAGAAUCUAUUUUCAAAGCCCCAGAGGCCACAGAAGAAGCAAAGACCGUGAGUACGGUACCCGCUCCAUCAAAUGGGGGAACAUUCCAGAAGAUCCAUCUCGAAAAACAAGCUGUUGUUUCCGGGGAAGAGAACGAAAAGUCGGUUUUUUCUGUGAGAGCCAAGCUCUACUUCUUGGACUUAACGAACGUUGAAAUCGGGUGGAAAGAAAAGGGUGUUGGCCAGUUGAAAGUCAACCAGUUGGAAACUGCAACAGAGACUUACACCUCCAGAAUCUUGAUGAGACAGGAUGCCAUAUUCAAGCUGAUUCUGAACUGUCCUUUGUCAAAGGACAUCAAAGUGUUCAAAGGCCUCGACUCUUCGCUCUCUCGGGAGAAGUUUGUGAGGAUUCAGGCCUUCGAGAAUGGCAAACCUGUGCAGUAUGCUGCUAAGGUAAAGUCCAGCGAGGAUUCGCAAGCUUUGUACGAUACGAUCAUAGAUCUAAUCCCCAAGUGA